AGGCAGCGGCGGUGCUUCUUGCGCCCUCAUUGCCCGUUACGCAGGUCCAAGGCCGGGUUGGUGAAGCCGAGGGAAGGGCGUGAGCCUCAUCGCUGUGAUAACGGGAGAACCGAGGGACCUCCUUUGCCCUCGCCAGCCUCAGCUCGGCACCUUCCAGAGGGGAGGGAGCCGAAUUCUGGGGCGGGGCGGGGCGGAGCGGAGAGCCAUGUUGUUUUGGAAAGCAGGACCUGGAGAAAUGGAAGACGAGGAUCUAAGCGGUAAAGAAUUGCCAACAAUCACUUCCAUUAUGAACAAAGUUAGAGAUAUUAAAAAUAAGAUUAAGAAUGAGGAUCUUACUGAUGAGUUGAAUUUUAAUAAAGUCUCUGCAGAUACUUCUGACAAUUCAGGAACUGUUAACCGAAUUAUGAUGACAGCAAACAACCCAGAGAACUGGUUGAAUUUUUUGCUAAAAAUAGAAAAAAAAAGUAUUCCUCAAAAUGAUGGAUUUCUAAAUAAAUUGAUUGGCCGUUAUAGUCAAGCAAUUGAAGCUCUUCCUCCAGACAAAUAUGGUCAAAAUGAAAGUUUUGCUCGAAUUCAAGUGAGAUUUGCUGAAUUGAAAGCUAUUCAAGAACCAGAUGAUGCACGUGACUGCUUUCAGAUGGCCAAGGCUAACUGCAAGAAAUUUGCUUUUGUGCAUGUGUCUUUUGCACAGUUUGAACUAUCUCAAGGUAACUUCAAAAAAAGUAAGCAACUUCUUCAAAAGGCUAUAGAAUGUGGCGCAGUCCCACUAGAAAUGUUAAAAAUUGCCAUACAAAAUUUAAAUCUACAGAAAAAACAAUUGCUUUCAGAGGAGGAAAAAAAUAACUUUUCAGCAACUACCAUUUUAACCACCCAAGAAUCAUUCCAAAACCCUCUUGGAAAUUUACAGAAUAGAAAUACUAAUUGUGAUUCCAGAAGACCAUCUAAUGUGGCCAGAUUUUUAUAUGGGGAAAAUAUACCUCCUCAAGAUACAGAGAUGAGUAGUAGAAAUCCCUUGAAGCAAUUAAACAAAUCUAAACCAUCAUGCCCAUUUGGAAGAGUUCCAGUUAACCUUAUUAAUAGCCCAGAUGGAACUGUGAAGACAGAUGGUCCAGUUGGUCAGAGUUUUAUAAAAAGACAAACUCCUGGAUCAGAAUAUAGAGAUUUGAUUGUACCGAAACCAGAAGAACCAAGUGAAAACGAUUCAUAUGAGUUAAAAGAUAUAAAGACACUUCAAAAUAUCUACUCCAUGGAUUUUCAGUUAGCAGGUGAGAAGAGUUCAGAGCUUGCUCCUGAUUUAACAAUAACACUAAGGAAUAAAACAGGAUCUUGUCUUCCAACCAAAAAAGAAGAAAACAAAGCACAGUAUCAAGAACCAAAAGUACCAGAAAAUAACCAGAUCCUUCGACAAUCUAAUUUCAGUAGUAGUAAUAGAAAAUCAGAGUCCUUAAACCAAAAUUCUGUGGUGUCUUCUAGUCAGUGGCAAAUUCCAGAGGCAAACCGAAAUUCUGUACCAGAGCAAAAACGUUCCAGUUUUGAACAACCUGGCUUAACAAUUCCAAAACAAUCUCCACCAGUAACAGCUCCUAAAAGAACUGAUAACAAAUUUAUGUGCAACACACCUAGCAGCAGCACACUAAAUGACUACAUGGCCUGUUUUAGAACUCCAGUUGUAAAGAAUGACUUUCCACCAGGACCUCAGUUUUCUACUCCUUACAGUCAACCUUCCUACUUACAGCAGCAACAACAAACACCAGCAACUCCAUUUCAAAGCUUACAGAUUUCAGGAUCAUUUUCUUCAAAUGAAUAUAUUUCAGUUAAAGGAAGAAUUUAUUCCAUAUUAAAGCAGAUAGGAAGUGGAGGUUCAAGUAAGGUUUUUCAAGUAUUGAGUGAAAAGAAGCAGAUAUAUGCUAUCAAAUAUGUGAAUUUGGAAGAAGCUGACCAUCAAACCAUUGAGAGCUACCGGAAUGAAAUUGCUUAUUUGAGUAAAUUACAACAACACAGUGAUAAGAUCAUUCGACUUUAUGAUUAUGAAAUCACUGAUCACUAUAUUUAUAUGGUGAUGGAAUGUGGAAACAUCGAUCUUAAUAGUUGGCUUAAAAAGAAAAAAACAAUCAAUCCUUGGGAACGCAAAAGUUACUGGAAAAACAUGUUGGAAGCAGUUCAUACAAUCCACCAGCAUGGCAUUGUUCAUAGUGAUCUGAAACCUGCUAACUUCCUGAUAGUUGAUGGAAUGCUUAAGCUAAUUGAUUUUGGGAUUGCCAACCAAAUACAGCCAGAUAUGACAAGCAUUAUUAAAGAUUCUCAGGUUGGUACAGUUAAUUAUAUGCCACCAGAAGCCAUCAAAGAUAUGUCUUCUUCAAGAGAGAAUGGGAAAUCAAAAUCAAAGAUAAGCCCAAAAAGUGAUGUGUGGUCCUUAGGAUGCAUUUUAUACUGCAUGACUUAUGGGAAGACUCCGUUUCAGCAUAUAAUAAAUCAGAUCACUAAGUUACAUGCUAUAAUUGAUCCUAAUCAUGAAAUAGAAUUCCCUGAAAUUGCUGAAAAAGAUCUACAGGAUGUACUAAAGUGUUGCUUAAUAAGGGAUCCUAAACAGAGAAUAUCUGUUCCUGAACUCUUAGUACAUCCAUAUGUUCAGAUUCAAACUCAGUCACAACCAGGUGGUCAAGUCAUUAAGGGAACCACAGAGGAAAUGAAACAUGUUCUUGGCCAGCUUGUUGGCCUGAAUUCUCCUAACUCUAUUUUAAAAGCUGCCAGAACUUUAUAUGAACAGUACAGCAGUGGAGAUAGCCAUGAUUCAUCAUCAUUUGCCAAACCAUAUGACCAAAAAUGGAAAAAGAAAUGAUAGGCAACCUCUGAUAUGUAACCUACCACUUUUUGUAUAUUUUUAAGUGUGUGUGUGUGUGUGUGUGUGUGUGUGUGUGUGUGUGUGUGUGUGUGUGUGUGUGUAUGUAUGUGUAGUGUAUGUUCUACUCCUGGUUCCUUUUGAAUUCUCUUGUAGUCUUAUAAAUUAUACUAUAAAUUGAAAUGUCAUUGUCAGAAGAAGUAUUCUGUGAAGUAUCCUAAACAGAAAUUUGCUAAAAUAACAACCACUUAUAUGUGUAUAUAUGUAUAUGUAUAUAAAAGAGUAGAAUUUUCUUUUGGCUUUAUUUGUAAAUCUCAGUUGUCUUCUGUCAUUUCACACUUGGAGUUAGGGAAUGGAAAGAGUCUGAAUGUCAAAAAACAUUUGAAGACCUAUGUAAAUAAAUUUUUACUGUUUAAAGAAUGGUUUCCUUUUUAAAUUUUUUUUUAAGGAAAUUUUUUCCUAAUUACAUCUGAAAAUAAUUUUUACAUUUUUUUUUAAAAAUUUUGAGUUCUAAAUUCCCCCUCUCUUCCCUCAUUGAGAAUGUAAGCAGUUUUGAUAUAAGUUAUACAUGUGCAAUCCAAUCUUACGAAACAUUUUUGAGUCAUGUUUUGAAAGAAAACAGACCAAAAAUCAAUUAAAAAAAACAAGAAAAAAGAAAAUUUUAAAAAGUAUGCUUCAGUCUGCAUUCAGAUGCCAUUGAUUCUUGCUCUGGAGGGAGACAGCAUUUUUCUUCAUAAGGACUUUGGAAUUGUCUCAAAUCAUAUUGCUGAGGAUAGCUUAAGUUAUUUACAAUUAAUCACUGUACAUUAUUUCUUUUAAGGUAUACAAUGUGCUGGUUCUGUUUAUUUCACUUUGCAUCAUUUCAUGUAAGUUUCCCCAGUUCUUUUUGAAAAUAUUCUCAUCAUUUCUCAUAACAGCAUUCUAUCACAAUUAUACCACAACUUGUUCAGUCGUUCCCCAGUUAAUGGGCAUCACCUCAAUUUCCAAUUCUUUGUCUCCACACAAAAAGCUGUUAUAAAUGUUUUUGUACAAAUAGAUCCUUUCCCCUUUUUUCUUUAAAUCUUUUGGGGCUAUACAGACCUACUGCUAUUGCUGGGUCAACAGGUGUGAACAGAUUUAUAGCCGUUUGGGUAUGGUUCCAGAUUGCUUUCGAGAAUGGUUUUAAUCAGUUCACAAUUCCACCAAUAAAGUGCAUUAGUGUCCCAAGUUUUCGACAUCCUUUCCAACAUUGGUCAUUUUCCUUUUCUGUCAUAUUAGCCAAUCUGGUAGGUGUGAGGUGGUACCUAUAGUUGUUUUAAUUUGUAUUUCUCUUAUCACUAGUGAUAUAGAACAUCUCAUUUAACUAUAGUUUUUUAUUUCUUCUGAAAACUGUUCAUAUCCUUUGACCAUUUAUCAAUUGGGGAAUGUAUUCUUAUAAAUUUAACUCAGUACUCUAUAUAUUUGAGAAAUGAAACUUUGCUGUAAAUAUUUUUUCUUAGCUUCUUAUUUUCUUUCUAAUCUUGACUAUUGGUUUUGUUUGUGCAAAACCCUUUUAAGUUCAUAUAAUCCAAAUUAUCCAUUUUACAUCCCAUAAUGCUGUAUAUCUCUUAGUCAUAAAUUCUUCCCUUUUCCACAAAUGUGACUGGUAAAUUAUUCCAUCCUUCCCUAAUUUGCCUGUGAUCUCACUUUUUAUGUCUAAAUCAUGUACCCAUUUUAACCUUAUCUUGGUAUAUGGUGUGAGAGGUUAUUCUGUACCUAAUUUCUGCCAUACUUUUCCAGCUUUCCCAGUAGUUUUUGUCUAAUAAAGAGUUCUUGUCCUAAAAACUUGGAUCUUUGGGUUUAUGAGACACUAGAUUACUCUGGUCAUUUUCUACUGUGCAUUGCGUACUUAGUCUAUUCCAAUGAUCUACCAAUUUUUAAUACCAGAUUAUUUUAUUGAUUACUGCUUUAUAUAAUAUAGCUUGAAAUCUGGUUUUGUUAGACCACCUUUAUUUCUUUUUCCAAUAAUUUUCUCAUGAUUUUUUUCAUCUCUAUGAAAUUACUUUUUUGACAGUUUGACAGUUUGGGUAAUGAAUAAGUAAGUUAAUUUAGUUAGAAUUUUUUCUUCAAAAUUGUGAAGUGAUUCCCCUCCCUCAAAUGAAAAGCAAAAGUAUUCAUUGCUGAGUAAUAAAGUUGCUACUGACAAGUUGGAAAAAUUCUUAGGUAAAGUAAAAACAGCCUUAUUUAAAAGCUGUAAUUCAACUGUAUGAGAUGAACUCUUAAAACCUUUUCAAUUCUAGGCCCCUACAUUAAAAAUAAUUUGGAAAAAAUCAGUUAAAUUUAUAACAAGUAGCAUUAGAAUUGUUUUAUCUGAGGUAGUUGUAACUUGUACUGUUUGGAGUCACUCAUAUCUUUAUUUAAUGUACAACCUAUGACUGCAAGUUCUUUAAUUUUUCUUAUCGACUCUCAGACUAGACUGGAGUACACAAUCCCAUUGCUUCAGGAUCACAUCAUGAGCUCCAUUGCUAUAACAUAACGUAAAAGUUUCAGUGUUCUUCAAUGAGGAAAGCCAUUAUUGCUUUGUUACUGAUAUAUAACUGAAUUAUCUAAAACUUACAGAUGGUCUCUUAAAGAUUGCCCAAUGGUAUGAUAUUCAAUUAAUUUGCAUCAGUAGUUACUGGUUCUCACCUAAUGCACUUAAAAGUAUAUUCACUAAAAAUAUUUUAAAAUAGAUUCUUUGUACAAGGCAUUCUGUUGAAAUUCUAGCAACAGUUUUUGAAAAUUGAAGUUUUGAAAAACAUUGAAAAAGUGAAAAUCUAUUUGAAAAUUUUGCUUCAGGUGAAGAAAAUUAAGAUGCACUUGGCUUAGUCUUAGCAUUUCUUUUCUUUCCUGUAAUGAAUUUUGACCUAAAUCAAGUUACAAAAAAUAUAUUUGAAAGGUAAACAACAAAAACCCUAACCAAGAGUAUCAUCAAUUCUCCCAUAAUUCUAUUUUAUCAAAUCAUAAUGCUGUUUUAUCAAUCUUUUAUCAUGCUAUUUUAACAAAUCUACCUACUGGUCUGGAUGAGGUGAUAAACUUUAACAGAUUGUUACUUCUUGAUAAAAGAGUUCAGACAGUAUAUAUUGUCCUUACUAGGCAAAUGCUUUUAAAAUGAGCUCCAUUGAUCCAAAAUUAGGUUUUGUUAAUUAACUAGUUAUCAGAGGAUGACUGACAUUCAGUGAGUUUGGCAGAGUUUCAACAUUUAUUUCUGAAUAGUAUGUAGAUUUAGAUGUACUUAAAUUCUGCAAAAUAUAUGAGUUUCAAGUUGGAAAGGGACAGAAAUAUCAAAUGGCUUUCCAUGAAGACUUCCAUCUCUAGUAGACCCUAUAUAGCCAUUGAAAUUUGUAAUGUAAUUGUAGAGGCAAUUUCAACAGCAUAUUUUCAUAAAAUUCAUGGAUAUUUAGUUUAGUUUAGUUAUAUUCUAGUUAACCUGCCAUGGCUUCACAUUUUAGAUUAUAGCUUUUCUUUCUUCAAAAAAUAUUUUUACUUCAUUUUGGAGUUGAUCCCAGAGAAAGACCUUUACUCUUAUUCAGUUUUAGGUCUUAGAAGUAAUACAUAUUUAAGUUUAAAAGAGUAUUUCUGCCAGAUUAAAUGAUUGUCAUUGGAUUUGUUCUGCAUAGAUUUUAUAGAAGACUUAAAUUAUAAACAUGAUUAGCCUAAACCCACAAAUUUCCCAGUGAGUUAUAUUGAUAUUCAAUCAGUGUUGAUAAAUAAUGCUAAAGCAACAAAUUAAAAUCUUGACCUGUGAACAGAUUUUUUUCUCAUUGUGUUAAUAUUUAGGUUCCCACACUAUGCUAUACAGUUCAACUAAACACAACCUUCAUGAGUUGCAAUCUCAGCCUUAGGGGAGCUUUACUUGUUGAACAGCUGACAAUUAAGCAAUAAGACCUUGUGUAAUUUGGAGUCAAAAUCUAUGAAAGCAUGACUUAAGCUUUAAUGAAUGCCUAAAUGGGUGUUGAAGGCUACCAAGUGUUUUCAAAUACCCUACUUCAAUAGAGUAUUGUAACUUUGAAUAGGUCUUUGAUUUGCCCAAGUGAACUGUUACUAUUUUCCAUGUCUGUCCUCCUACAUCAAGGUCUUUAUUUUUUUCUACAUGUAUUUGUGUUCAACUAAAGUCUUAUUGUGAUACCUUAUUCUGGGAACUUGAGAUUCUCGAAGCUUAAACUGGCAGGUAUUCUCAAAUGGAAAGAGUUUUAUGAUUCCAGCAUAGAACUGUUUUCUAAUGACCAGUCUAGCCAAGUGUGGAAAGACUUAUCACCAAAAUAAUAAAAAAUGAUAGUGAUUACAUAGCACUUUACAAAUAGUACCUCAUUUUAACCUCCCAAAAAUACCAGGUUAUGCCCAUUUUACAAAGGAGAAAAUGGAGGCAGGCAGAAGUUAAGUGAUUUGGCCAAAGUCUCAAAAUUAGGUGGAAUCUAAAGUAGCAUUUGAAUUCAGAUUCUUCUGACUCCAGGUCCAACAUCAUCCAUUUUGUUAGUUCCUCAAAAGGUUGGCCAUGAGUUUGUUUGUUUUUUUUUUUGUUUUGUUUUUUGCCCACAGUAACUCAUGAAGCCAUCUAUUAACCCUUGGGUUAUAAUCUGUGUUUAGUAAGUAGAGUGUACUGACUGAUAAAAUUUCAAAAUCAGGUGUUGAAUGGAGCCAGGUCUUUGAUAUUCUAUAUGUGUAUUUCUGGACUUGAGCCAAGAAGACCCGAGUUCAAAUGUGACUUGAGACCCUUAUUAGCUGUGUGGCUUUGGGGAAGUCCCUUAAUACUGUUUGCUUAAUACUCCUCAUAUGUAAAAUGAUCUGGAGAAGGGAAUGGCAAAUCCAGUCUAGUAUUUUUGCCAAGAAAACCCUAAAAGGGAUCACAGAGUUAGACAUAACUAAAAACAACUAACAUCAUGGGGAUUUCUUGUUUUUAAGUUCAGGGAAAAAAAGAAUUAAUAUUCAUCAAAGCUUAUAACAAAAACAUUGGGGGGAGGGGUAGAGUUAAAUGCUACUGAUAGAUAAACAGCAAGGUUGUGUAGAUAGUGUUUACACUCCAAGCACUCCAACUUAAAUGCUUGGUUUAAUUUCAGAGGUUAAAAAUAGAAAUGGUUUUUCUACCAUAAUUUUUGACUUUUUCAAAUGAUCUUACACAUACCUAUUUAUAUCACUUCUCUCAGGUUCUAAAUGGACAUUUCAGAUAAUCUCAACUUCCUUGCCUUGUGGUGCCCUUUGAAGUAUGGUUUUUAAUUUUGUUCAUUUUUUUAGGAUUAAGUAUAUCCAAUAGCUCCAGUUGCAUCUCUGCCAUACUUUAUGAUUUCCACAUUCCUUCUGCCAUUUCCUUAACAUGGAAAGUAAAACCACAAUAUUGGCAAGGAAAUUUUAAAGUUUUUAGAUAUCUUGCUGGGAAGUCAAAGAUGGGAAGGAAUGAUUGAAAGCAUUAAAUGAAUAUGAUUAUCCUGGCACCAUCAAGCUUCUCAUCAUCUACAAGUUCAUUAAAUUGAGUUAUAGCCUUGCUAUGAUUUGGAUGAAUAGGCAUGCAGCUACACUCGUUUGUUGUUGUUGUUGUUGUUGUUGUUGUUGUUUGUUUUUUUGUUUUUCAGACUGACUGGUCCUAUCUUAUUUUCUGGUUCUUGAGAAAAUUCACACAACUGCUCUAGCAGUUUGAUGUGUUUGGAUUUUUGGGGGUUUUUGGUACUUUUAAAUUUGAUUUUAUUUCAGGCUUAGGUCAUUUUACUUGUAGCAAUGAAAGCAAAAGAGCUUCUUGAGGAAAGUGGAGAGAGGAGAAGGACCUUUCCUUUAAAAUGAAUCAUUUUUUAAUAUACAUUUCAAAAAAUUUUAAGUUCCAAUUCUCUCCCUCUUAACCCACCAAGAAGGCAAGAAAUAUAUCAAAUAUACAUGUAAAAUCUUGCAGAAUGUUUUCAUAUUAGCCGUGCUAUAAAAUUGGUUACAUAGAACUAGUGCACUCACUAGUCAACAGGUGGUUAAUAGUUGGGGAAAUAUCUGAAAAUGGUCUUGAGUUUAGAGCAUUGGAUAGAUUGAGAUUUAGAAUCAGGAAGACCCAAGUUCAAUUCUUAGGCCCCAUAUAUUUAUUAGCCAAAUGACCCUGAACCAAGUAAUUUAAAUUCUGUGUCUCAAUUUCCUCCUCUGCAAAAUAGGGAUAAUAAUAGUAUCUAUCUCACAGGAUUGUCAUAAUAAAUAAAUUAAGAUAUAUAAACUUUCCAAAUCUUAAAAUAUCUAAUUGCUAGGUAAUAUUGUUCAUAUUUUGAUCUGAUAGCAUCAAACCCUCCUCAGCUUCUCAGAUGUACCCUAAAACCCCAAAAGGGGUUAUAGCCAACCUUGCUGUGGGAGAGUAAGUUAGAAUAUCAUUAUACAAUAAAAUGGAAUAUUUGAAAAGCAAUGUCUUGUGUUAAGCAUUUAGAUUCUGCUUCUUUAAAUUUCUACAAAAGCCAUAUGCAGUUUUGUGGCAUGCAGGUGACUAGGCCAUUGAUUACAAACCUUUUAGAGCGGUGAGUGAUGUGAGAAAUGUCCUCAGGCACACGUGAAGGGAGAGGGGAAUGGGGAACCUCAACUUUUCCCUUUCAGAAGUAGAUAAAUUUAAGCAAAAAAAAAAAAAGACAAAAAAAGAGAUGAAUAUAAUUUUAUAAAAGUUUGAUAUGAUAGACCUCUGGAAAAAGUAGGAUGGAAACAGAAAGAAAUAUAUCUUUUUCUCAGCAGUACAUGGCACAUACAGAAAAACUGACCAUAUAUAGGGCAUAAAAGCCUCAAACAAAUGUAGAAAAACAUAAAUAUUAAAUUCAUUCCUUUCAGAUAAUGCAUAAAAUUACAUUUGAUAAAAGGCUGUAGUGACAGAUUAAAAGUCCAUCGUGUCUAACAGAUGAGAAACACCUGUUUCAGGUGGGCAGCUAGGAGACAAAGUGGAUAGAGUACUGAGCCUGGAAUCAGGAAGACCCUAGUUCAAAUCUAGCCUUAGUCACUAAAAACUCUUAGUUUAGUGCCUGCAUGUUAUAAGCACUAUACAAAUGUUAGCUAUUAUUAUUAUGAACCUGAGGCCUAAAGAUGUUAACUGACAUGGAAAAAGAAUAUGGGAACUACAAGGUAGAGCCAGGUCCCACUCUUAGACCUCUGUUGCGUCUGGGAUAUAAUUCUGCUUUAUUGGGAUUUGAACUCAUUAGAUGAAGGUAAGGGUAAAAGAGUAGGGAAGAAUUCCCCUCCCAGGCAGCUAGAUGAUACAAUGGAAUCUGGGCCUGGAGUCUGUCUUAGUCAAGCAUUUAUUAAGCACCUACUCUGUGCCAGACAGGAUGUUAAGUGCCCAGGAUAGGAGAAGAGUCAGAAGGCAAUCCUUACUCUCCAGAAGCUCACAAUUUUAUGGAGGAGACAAUAAGCAAAACAUUUAUGUAUACAAACUGUUUACAAGACUAGUUGAAUUAGGGGGGGUAAGGAAAGAUUUCUUGUAAAAGAUGGGGUUUUUAGUUGGGACUUGAGGGAAACCAGGAAGGCCAGCAAUUGAAGAUGAGGAGGAAAUGCAUUCUAGGCAUGGAGGAUAACAAGAAAAGAGAUACCCCAGAGCUGAGAGAUGGUAGUUUAAUAGCAAGAAGGUCAAUGUCACUGGAUCAAAGAGAUCAUGGUAGGGAAUGAGGUAAAAAGAUAGGAAAAGUAAGAGGGGACCAAGAUAGGAAGAGUUUUGAACACUGAAUAGGGGAUUUUGUAUUUGAUUUAGAGGUGAUAGGGAAGCACUGGACUUUAUUGAAGAGGAGAGUGACCAGGUCAAACCUAUGCUUUAGGAAAAUCACUUUGGUGGCUGGAUGGAGGUUGGAUUGAAGUGAGGAGAAAACAAGAGCCAGGCAGGAAAUAAGAGGUGAGUCUGGAGCUAUCCCUACCCUCUCCUAGAGGUUGGUAGUGAUGACUUCCCAUUUUAUUUAUUCAUUACCAUCAAAAUAAAGUCUAAGCUCUGCAUUCAAAGUCCUCUGCAAUUUUACUUUCAUCUACCAUUUUCAACUUUAUUCCAAUAUUCCCAAACUCAAACUUUUUACUCUCUCCAAACAAUUGUUAAAUUUUUUGUGGUUGAGACUGAAUAUUUAUAUAGGUAGUCACCAGGGAUUUAAUUUCUAAAUCCCAAAAUGAAUUAAUAAAGUAAAUGGAAUUUAUGGUAGUUUAUUUACAAUAGAAGGAAGAUAUUAAGGAAUGAGAGAGAGAAAAAACUCUGGCUUCUUCUGAUAUCAGUUAGAAUUUCUAAGCCCCAACCAGGAGAAGAGAAAAAGCAGGGUCACUAAGUCAACCUUUCACUCACCAACGGUGACAAUCUAAAUGGAAAGAAGUCUGGGUGUCUGUCUUCUGGUCAUUCCUCAAGGGUCUCUCUUCCAGUCUCUCCUCCGAGUCAGGGCCUCCAACUUGAAACUCGAAUCGAAUAUCUCUCGAAUGAAUUCUUCUGCCCUUUUGGUCCUCUUAAAGAUCUUUUUCUCUUGUGUCACCUCCUCUAAAUUUUUAUGUCUACCAAUCACAGCAGACACUUUUCUCCCGGACUGCCCACUCUUUAGUUCUCACCUUCUUUGGUUAGAUUAUAUCUUUUUGGGUUACUUUUUUGUACACCUUUUUUGGUAAGUUCACCUUUUGUACUUAACCCCUUUUUGUGGUUAAAAUGGGUAGAUGUACUUAAAAUACUGAGUUAUUACCUUUUUUGUAGAUUAAAAUCUAAAAAUAGAUUGUGGAUUACAAUUUAAUCUUCCCAAUAAAGGAAGAGCUAAGUACCUUCAUUGUUACAAUCAGGAGAUAGCUAAAUCCAAUCUUCACACAGCCCACCAAAAAACUGAUUCUUUCUGUUUACUAGCCCUUGUCAUUUAGUUGUAUCUGAGUUCAUGACCCUGUGGACCACACUGUCCAAGCGUUUUCUUGGCAGAGAUACUAAAGUGGUUUGCCAUUUCCUUCUCUAGGAGAGUAAAGCAAACAAAUUAAGUGACUUGCCCAGAGUUGUAUAACUAAUAAGUGUCUGAGGACAGAUUUGAACUCAGGUCUUCCUGACUCCAGGUCUAGUGCCACCUAGCCACCUGAGCCACCUGUCUAUUUAGCACUUGCCUGUUUAAAUUUCUUGGAAUUUGAAUUUAUGUUGCAAUUUGUCUCAUACUUGUAAGAUUAAAAUAAUAACUCAUUUUUAUACUAACCGUGAAGUCUUGUAAAGUGGUUUACAUUCACAUAUUUUUAUUAGAUAUAAUAACUGUGUGAGGUAAGUGCUACUAUUUUCAGCCCUUCUUUACAUAUGAGGAAACUGAGGCUGAGAGGUAUGACUUGCCUGGGGUCACAUAACUAUUUUAUUUAUGAGGCAGGAUUCAAAUCUAGACUUUCCUGACUUCAAAUCCUUUGCUUCAAUCCAUUAUGAUAUGCUGCCUUUAAUCUUAAUUAGAAAUGAAUUAAAAUUUAUACUAUUAUUUUAAAAGUUAUACUUUUGUAGGAAAAGUGGAUAGAUCAGGUACUACUCCUACUUCUCUCAGUUAUCAACUCCAGGGGAAAAGUCUAUGUUUGCAGUAUUAACAGGUACCCUGGCAGUAUCAAAAUAAUCUAUGUAGAAUCAGAUGAAUGCAUAAAUUAUGGAAAACAUCAUGACAAUAAAGAUUUUAGGAAUAAGGGAAUCUUUGUUAAUUUGAAUGAAAGGAUUCUUAGCACUAUUCUAUUUCUUUCUCCAACUUUUAGUAUGAUCUUGUAAAGUUGGUUCUAGGAGGCAGCUUGAGUAGCUCAGUGGAUUGAGAGCCAGGCCUAGAGAGAGGAGGUCCUAGGUUCAAAUCUGGCCUCAGACACUUCCUAGCUGUAGGACUCAAGAGAAGUCACUUGACCCCCAUUGCUUAGCCCUUACCACUCUGCCUUGGAACCAAAACACAGUAUUGAUACCAAGACAGAAGGGAAGGGUUUUAAAAAGAAAAGAAAAGUUGGUUCUUCUCUGGGUAGUUGCUUCUUUGAUUCUGUAGUUGCUACUUUCAGCUACCUUAUUUAAUAGGAUGACAUCUAUAACUAAUGUUCCUAUUAUAUAUGUCAACCUGUUCAAGAAGUCAAAUGGAAUCUGUCCGUAGAAUUCACUGUUAUGUUGAUAGGAAUUCCUUAAAAAUCUCAUUAAGUUCUUUCAUGUCUAUUUAUAUUGAAGUAGCAUGUCAAAGCCACUCAGUCCAGCCCUUUAGCACUUAGCAAUUUACAGUUUUGUGCUUCUUGAAUGAGAUGCAGUUAUUUUCAGUUGGUAUCUCAGCUAAUUAUUUUUUUCUCAUUUGCUGCUACUCUCAAGUGUCUUCUAAUCCAAACUAUGUCAGAAGAAUGAUAUAUCAUGUGCUCUCUUAUGCCAUGAAACAUAGGGAAACUGAAGUAGUAUAUUCUAGCUUCAAGGAGCCAUCUCAAACAUUCUUUGGGAAUUCUAUGACUUAGAAUCCAUAUACUGUUAGAGCUAAAUUGAACCUUAGAAGCCUCCUACAAUACAUCCCUCAUUUUACAGAUGAUGAAAUGGAGCACCUGAGACAGGUAGUGAACAAAUUAGUGGCAGACACAUUGCCUCAAAUUCUUAGAUUAAAGUUUGCUACUACACUGCCCUUGUAACUUUUAUUUAAAGUUAUGUAAGACAUUAAGUCAAUUUGAGGAAAAGGUAGACAGUGUAAGGAAAUAGGAAGGCAUCAGAUAAUUUAUACUCAGACAUAAGAAAGUAAUGGAGAAAAUGUUAAGAAGGCAGAUUGAGUUUAAAAGUAUCUAUGUGCACAAGUCAUUAAACAUUUACUAGUAUACUCUUGCCUAAAAUCAAAUUUUAAUUCCGAGCUAAGGCCUCCCCUUAUUACUGGAUCUCCCCCCUCAAACCUUGCCACCCCACUUGGCAUCUAGAUUUUAUCUCCACUCUGCCUAUAAAAUAUUUUUAUAUAAAAACCAGGAAAUGGAGUCAGGUCUGAACCUAAUUCUGUGGCCUCAGGUCUAUAAGGGAAGUUCAUUUAUCUUUCCUCAGAGUCUAUCAGAUUCUUUCAGUCUCAGGUUCAUCCCUUCAUAGGAAAUAAGAAUCUGGCUCCUUUUAGAGAUUUAAGAAAAAGCUUAUUAAUAGCUUAAAGGAUCAUCUUAGAAGAUAGAAAUAACUACUCCUGGAGUCAUGAAUACAUGAGCUCGAGUCCUGUCUCUUACAUAAAUUAGUGUAGUGAUACUGUUGUGAUUUGGCUUACAGGGAGGUCAGAAUAGAUACAUCUCUGUCAUUUCUUAUCCCCAUCCUUCUCCAAGAAAAACUUGAUUUCUGACAGGAGAGAAGAGCAGAAGGUUGGAAACCAUAGGGUUACUACUUUGCUCUCCUCAGAAAGGAGUACUAGGCUAAACUUAUAUUUAUAUUCUUCCUUAAAUAUUGUGGCUAUUUGUCAUAUUUUAUACAUAUAUUGUAUUUUAAUAUUUUCAGGUUCCUGCUAAACUCCUGAUUGCUAUUUCUUAUUUGGAAAUCAGUCUUAAGUCUAAGGCUUGACUCUGUAGAAGCCCAUUCAGGAAGUCAAUGCUUCAUUUGACCAUGUAGUCUCCUCCCUUACAUGACUUGGUGCACAUGUGCUGAAUAAGGGGCUAUAUUUUUAGGUUAAUUUUAUACACCAAGGAUAGGGACAUGAUGCUAUCUGCUUUCUUUUUAUGGGUAAAUUCAUCCCAUUCACAUUCAAUGUCAUAUUGACUAGUUAUUUGUUUUUCUCCAUUCUGUUUUUCUUCAUUGUCUCUGUCCUAUUUCUUCCUUUUUGUUUUAUCCCUCCUCAGACGUAUCUUAACCUAAGUCCCUCUCUACUUAUCCCCUCACCUUACUCCCUAAUUUCUUGAUAUGUAUCCCCUUCUUAGUAACCUUCCCUUUUUUUUAUCCCCUGCCCUCUUUUCUUUUAAUCAACUCUUUCUUCCCUUAGUCUCUUGGUCCUUCAAGGGGGCUAUCCUUUGCCAGGCCCCUUCCUUUUCCUAACCCAAUCCAUCCCUUAAUCCUUCCCCUUUCCCUCCUGUUUCUCUAUGCAUUAAGAAUAUGUUUACCCUUAUUAUUGUGUAUGUUUGCUCUUUAUCCAAGAUCUGAUGAGAAUAGGAUUUUUCUAGUAUAAAAGAAAUUUAAAUUUAAAUUUGCUCUCCUUAAAACUUCCCAUACUUCUUGUGAAGUUACCACAAUCCAUCUAAUCACCAAGGUUAGCAAUCCUGGCAACAUUAUCUACCUUUUCUCCCCCAUCUCCAUAUAAAAUUAGUUGCUAAGUCUUGUUCAUUCUACUUUCUUAAAAAAGAAUUAAAUAUAUUUAUUUGUUAUAAGAAAAUUCUCAGAUAUCUCCCUCCCCUCCCCUGCUUUAGAGAAGGCAUCACUUGAUUUUAUUCCUAACUGCAAGAGUUAGAAAGAGAAACUUUUACAAUCACUCUAGACAAUAUAAAAUAUUUAGGAAUCUUAUCUGCCAAGACAAACACAGGAACUCUAUGAACACAACUACAAAAUACUUUUUAUACAAUUAAAACUGGAUCUAAAUAAUUGGAAAAGCAUGAAUUGCUCAUGGGUAGCAUGAGCUAAUACAAUAAAAAUGACAAUCUUACCCAAAUUAAUCUACUCAUUCAGUGCCAUACCUAUCAAACUACCAAAAAACUUUUAUAAAAUUAGAAAAAAGUAUAAGAAAGUUUAUCUAGAAAAACAAAAGAUCAAGAUUAUCAAGGGAACUAAUAAAAAAAUGUGAAGGAUGGGGGUCUAGCAAUACCAGAUCUUAAACUGUAUUAUAAAGCAGUGGUCAUCAAAACAAUAUGGUACUGGCUAAGAGACAAAAAGGUGGAUCAGUGGAAUAGAUUUGGAGUAAAUGAUCUCAGCAAGCUAGUGUUUGAUAAGCCCAAAGAUCCCAGCUUUGGGGACAAGAACUCAGUAUUUGACAAAAAUUGCUGGGAAAAAUGGAAAACGGUUUGGGAAAAAUCAGGUUUAGAUCAACAUCUCACACCCUACACCAAGAUAAUUUCAAAAUGGGUAAAUGACUUAAACAUAAAGAAGGAAAUCAUAAAUUAGGUAAACAUAGAAUUACAUACCUGUCAGAUCUGUGGAAAAGGAAGGAAUUUAAGACUAAGUAAGAGAUAGAGAACAUUACAAAAUAUAAAAUGAAUGACUUUGAUUUUUAUCAAAUUAAAAAAAGUUUUAUACAAAUACAAUCAAUACAACCAAGAUUAGAAGAAAAGCAGCAAACAGGGAAAACAUUUUUAUAACAAAAUUCUCUGACAAAGGUUUAAUUUCACAAAAAUAUAAGGAACUAAGUCAAAUUUACAAAAAAUCAAGUCAUUCGCCAAUUGAUUUUUUAAAAAUGUAUAUACACUAUGUCUUGCUUAUUUCUACUUAUUAGUUCUUCCUUUAGAGUUAGCUGUAAGCAAUGAAGAGAUUGUGCUCAUUUCAUUCUUGAAAUUUCAUGUAGGUCUUUCCAUGUUUUUUAAAAAAUUAACCUGCUAGUCCUUUCUUACAGCACACAAUCCCAGUCACAAUUUGUUUAACCAUUCCCCAAUUAAUGGUUAUCCCCUCAAUUUCCAGGUCUUUGCCACCACAAAGAGUUGCUAUUAAUAUUUCAGGAAAUAGAGAUUCUUUUCCUCCCCCCCCCCCCUUAUCACCUUAUAAUAAAUUUUAAAAUAAUUUUAUUGAUGCUCUUUCCACCAAAAUCUAUCAUCUCUUGGCCAACUGUCUCUUCUUUGUAGCAAAGCAAAAUCAAUAACACAUUUUGUAACAAAGUAAAUCAGCAUCAGCCAGGUCUGAGAAUGUGUCUCUUAUUCUAUGUACCUAAUUAGUUACCUCUCUGCCAAGAGGUACGUGGUGUGCUUCAUCUUUUAUCUUUAACGUUAUGCUUAGUCAUUGCUUUUAUCAGAGUUCUGAGGUCUUUCAGAAUUGCUUCUCAUAUUAUUUUAGUCAUCAUGUAGAUUCUUCUUUUGACUGCUCAUUUCAUUCAACAUCAGUUCAUACAUGUCUUUCCACAAAUAUAUAACACUUAAAACACUAUAUAAAUGCUAGCUAUGAUGAUGAUGAUGUUCUGAAUCUACAUAUUUCUCAUUUCUGGUGGCACAAAAUAUUCCAUUAUAUUCAUAUGCUACAAUUUGUUCUGCUAUGCCCCCAAAAGGUUGGGUACUCACUUUGUUACUACUUCUUUGUUACAACAAAAAUAUGCUGCUAUAAAUGUUCAUGUUAAUAUAGGUUCUUUGUCCUUAUCUUCCUAGGUCAUAUUCCUUUCAUGACUAAUAGUACUACUAGGUAAAAGAGUAUGUACAAUUUGGCAACUUUGGGGGAGUAUAGUUCCAUCUGUUUUCUAGAAUAAUUUAAACAAUUCAAAGGUCUAUUAAUAAUUCAUUCGAAUACUAGUCUCCCAAAUUUUUUCCUACAUUUUACUUCAUCUUUCACUCAGCUGUCAAAUUGAUCUUUCUAAAGUACAAGCCUAAUCAUGCCACAUCCAUUCAAUAAACCUUAAGGGCUCCCUCUCUCCCUCUAUUACUCCUUCCCCAUACCCUCUAUUCUCUAAUUAUUUUGUGUUCUAGUCAUAUCGACUACCUUGCUGUUCUUCCCACAAAAAAGUCCAUCUCAUAUUUUCACUGGUUGUCACCUAUUACUUGAACUCACUCCAUACUCACCUGUUUGUUUCCUGGAUUUCUUAAAGUCUCAUCUAAGAUGCUACCUUUUGCAAGAAACUUUUUUACAUACCUCUUAAUUCAGGUGCCUUCUCUCUGACAAUUAUUUCCAAUUUACUCUGAACAUAUCUUGUUUGUACAUUGUUGCAUGUGUGAUAUCUACCCCACUGGACUGUUAGCUCCUUGAAGGACUGUUUCCCCACUUAUUUUGUAUUCCCAUUGCACAGUGCCUGGCAUAUAAUAGGCACCUGAUAAUGCUUGUUGACUUGACUUAACUGUUUUCUAUUUUUGUCACCUUUGCCAUUCUUAUGAGUAUGAAAUAAAAUUUCAGAAUUGUUUCAGUUUGCA
Messenger RNA from Monodelphis domestica (gray short-tailed opossum), 17719 nucleotides. It is a transcript of the gene TTK, whose product is annotated as TTK protein kinase. Gene Ontology annotation, cellular component: kinetochore; nucleus. The record is from RefSeq and is a predicted model, not a curated record. Gene Ontology annotation, molecular function: protein binding; ATP binding; protein serine/threonine/tyrosine kinase activity. NCBI's taxonomy places the organism in Eukaryota, Metazoa, Chordata, Mammalia, Didelphimorphia, Didelphidae. Gene Ontology annotation, biological process: meiotic spindle assembly checkpoint signaling; chromosome segregation; protein localization to kinetochore.